AUGGAGACUGAGAAGGAGAUGAAGGUGAAGGAAGGGGACCAAGGAAAUGGAUAUAGCUGUCAGGCCACCAAGCAAUUUCUCGAGGAGAUCAACAAGUGGACAGAUCAGUACAACGUUUCCCCUCUGUCUUGGGAUGUUGCUGUCAAGUUCCUCAUGGCCCGGAAGUUUGAUGUGCUCCGAGCAGUAGAGUUGUUCCACUCCUACAGAGAAACACGAAGAAAGGAAGGCAUUGUGAAGCUGAAACCUCAUGAGGAACCUCUCCGUUCUGAGAUCCUUAGUGGAAAAUUCACUGUCUUAAAUGUUCGUGACCCAACUGGAGCCUCCAUCGCCCUAUUCACUGCCAGAUUGCAUCAUCCCCAUAAGUCAGUCCAGCAUGUGGUCCUUCAGGCUCUGUUUUACUUGCUAGACCGAGCUGUGGAUAGUUUUGAAACUCAGAGGAAUGGAUUGGUAUUUAUCUAUGACAUGUGCGGUUCUAAUUAUGCCAACUUUGAGCUGGAUCUUGGCAAGAAAGUCCUGAACCUGCUGAAGGGUGCCUUCCCCGCCCGACUGAAGAAAGUGCUGAUUGUGGGAGCGCCUAUAUGGUUCCGAGUGCCCUAUUCCAUCAUCAGCCUCCUCCUUAAGGACAAAGUCCGAGAGAGGAUUCAGAUAUUAAAGACAUCUGAGGUUACUCAACACCUGCCCAGGGAGUGCCUUCCAGAAAACCUGGGUGGGUACGUCAAAAUUGACCUCGCCACUUGGAAUUUCCAGUUCCUGCCCCAGAUGAAUGGCCACCCGGACCCCUUCGAUGAGAUCAUCCUGUUCUCCCUCCCUCCUGCCUUAGACUGGGACUCGGUACAUGUUCCAGGCCCCCAUGCCAUGACCAUCCAGGAGUUGCUGGACUAUGUUAGCACUAGGCAGAAGCGAGGCAUAUAUGAGGAGUAUGAAGACAUCCGUCGUGAGAAUCCCGUUGGCACUUUCCACUGUUCCAUGUCUCCAGGGAACCUAGAGAAGAACCGCUAUGGGGAUGUACCCUGCCUGGACCAAACUAGAGUGAAGCUGACAAAACGAAGUGGCCACACUCAGACAGAUUACAUCAAUGCCAGCUUUAUGGAUGGCUACAAGCAGAAAAAUGCCUACAUUGGUACACAAGGCCCUUUGGAGAAUACCUAUCGAGACUUCUGGCUCAUGGUAUGGGAGCAAAAAGUCUUGGUGAUUGUCAUGACUACUCGCUUUGAGGAGGGCGGCAGGAGAAAGUGUGGCCAGUAUUGGCCUUUAGAAAAAGACUCUCGGAUCCGAUUUGGCUUCCUCACAGUGACCAAUCUAGGAGUGGAGAACAUGAACCAUUAUAAGAAAACAACGCUAGAAAUUCACAACACAGAGGAGAGGCAGAAACGCCAGGUGACCCACUUUCAGUUCCUGAGCUGGCCAGAUUACGGUGUCCCUACCUCGGCAGCUUCCCUCAUUGACUUCCUGAGGGUGGUCAGGAGCCAGCAGAGGCUGGCCGUCAGCAGCCUGGGUUCACGCUCCAAAGGACAGUGUCCCGAGCCCCCCAUUGUGGUCCAUUGCAGUGCCGGCAUUGGCAGGACAGGUACCUUCUGCUCAUUGGACAUCUGCCUGGCACAGCUGGAGGAGCUUGGCACCCUUAAUGUAUUCCAGACGGUGUCUCGCAUGAGGACCCAGAGGGCCUUCAGCAUUCAGACCCCUGAGCAGUACUAUUUUUGCUACAAGGCAAUCCUGGAAUUCGCAGAAAGAGAGGGCAUGGUGCCCUCCAGCCACAGCCUCCUGGCCAUGGAGAGUCAGUAACUGUCCCACAGGCAUCCCACCUGCUGACCAGCCUUCCUUAUCUACCCUGGACACCGCUGAGCCUGUAGGUUGCCAUCAGUUAUGUUGAAGCCAUGGACCAACCUCUUUAUUGUGUCUCCCGGCGCACGUGUGCACGCAAGGCAGCCUUUUCCUUUGGCUAGAUAGAUGUGGUGACAUUGCCACUAGAAAGGGCCAGCAGCAAUGUGUUCUUAAUUCCUAGCACCUGCUAUUGAACUGUGCCUUAUUAAAACCAAAUCGUGGCUAUCAGUUUUUGCCAGGGGCCCCGAGGUAAGUGGGGAAGGAACCUCUCCCCGCCUUUCCCAAUGCCAUUCUCUUUUUCAAGGUCUCUUUCUGGUCCCUUCCCCUUUUUAGGAUUUGAUGGGGAGGUUUGGUGAGUAUCCACCUUCCUUCCCGGAGAGCUCGACCAAGUUACAUAGUCUAAGAAACGUCCUGAGUGCCAAGCACGUUUAUACCUAGGGCGCGUAUUCCAGUCUUUUCUGUCCUUCUGUGUGUGUGCGCGCGUGUAUGUGCACUUACGUGUAUGGGUCCAUAUGUACGUGUGUAUAUAAUCUAAACUGUAUGUGAUAAUAUGGUCGUAUUCUAUAAACACAUAUACACAGAUACUCCUUUGUAGAAGUUCCUGGGGCUCCGUGUUGCAGUUAGGUCUCCUGGCUUCUUGGACCCUACUUUUACCCAAGACUAGCUGGGGCGGGGGGUCAUUGGCUCCUGCUGUCAGAAUGCAGCGUGGUGGAAGAAGACACAGCCACAUCCACUGCCCACGCUCCUGCCACAGGCCUCCUCCUUAUACAGUGUCUUCUCUUCCUCCAGGAUGCUGCCUGUCAGAGCUGAGAAUACUGCUUUGUGGUGACACUGGUUUAAUUCAGAAUGGAUUGUCCUUACCUAAUGAUCUCUCUGUUUACUCUGUGGACUGGGGAAUAGACCUCCACUGUGAUUCCAGAUAGCCUCCUUCCUUUCCCUGUCCCUCAGGGACUGAGGUAUAGAUGAAUUUACAGAACAGCCAGAGCCAGUAGCAAUUGGUACGAUGUCUUAGAAGGAAAGAGAGGGAAUCCGGGUGUGUGAGAAAGGAAACUAUUAUGAGACUCCCUCCUGAGAAAAUGAGCUGCCUCUCACCCCCACCUUUGUUGUUGCUGGAAGCUUCCUUUCCUUAUGCCACUUGAUCCUCAGAAGUCCAUCUCUUCCUGCCUUCCAGUCUGCCAGGCCCUGGGUAGGUUCAGUGUCACUAAAAAACUUAAACCCAGCCUGGGAGAGGCAGUUCCAUGCAAUCAUGGUUUGUUCCCUUUUAACCCAAACUGUCCCUGUCUGCUUCUGGCCUACCAGCCUGAUGUGUCAGAGAUGGAAUCAACAGUCCCCAAUACUAUACAUUUUCAAGAAAAUCCCAGGAAUCCUAAAUCUUUCCCCAUUGCAAAUGAGGUUGGCAGCUGAUCAGACCUCGAUAAUUUUAUACUGUAAUAAGCUCUUUGAAUGUAUAUAUUCUUAUUUUUACAAUCUCUUCAUUUUGUAUUUAACGUUAAUGAAAUGAGUCAGAUUCAGAAAAUAAUUGUAAAUAAUUCAUAUUCAAUAUCUCACAGUGCUACAGUUUUGUAUUUACAUACAAAUAUACCGACAUGAUCAAAUCC
Condylura cristata (star-nosed mole) is the source of this 3419-nucleotide messenger RNA. RefSeq names its product protein tyrosine phosphatase, non-receptor type 9 (gene PTPN9). Gene Ontology annotation, molecular function: protein tyrosine phosphatase activity. NCBI's taxonomy places the organism in Eukaryota, Metazoa, Chordata, Mammalia, Eulipotyphla, Talpidae. Gene Ontology annotation, biological process: protein dephosphorylation. The transcript is spliced from 13 exons. The record is from RefSeq and is a predicted model, not a curated record. The coding region runs from base 1 to 1782 and encodes 593 amino acids.